AUGGGGGCAGCUCUAACGGGCCCCAAGGGGAGCCGGUGCCCCAGUCGAGCUUGGGCAAGCGGUGAGUACGCACACAGUGAGGAGACAGGGCUGGAGGAAGGUUGGGGCAGAAGUGCCGGCACCUGGGACCCGUGUUCUGCCCCUGCAUCCAGGGCCCAGCCCUUGGCGGGAGGGCCUGGCUCAGGGCGCCGUGCUUGUGGGGCCAGCGGUGCAGGCCUUGCCGCCUGCCAGCUGCCAGGGGCCCUCUCCUUCCCGCCCCCACGUUCCCCUGACCAUCCGGCCCCCAAUUUCCGUCUCCAUUCCGGCCCCGCUGAAGCCCUUCUGUGUGUCCUCCUGCAGACCAUGGCUUUCUUGCCAUUGCUCUUUGUGCUCGUGCAAAGCCUGAUCCAGUUCCCGCAGCCUGCUGGGGAUGGGCUGGAUGAGGCCACGCACCGGCGAAUGCGGGAGCGUCAGGAGCUGCUGGAACAUGAAAUGACUCGGCUGCUGCAGGAGCUGGAGCGCAGGACAAGGAGCCGUGGAGCCAGCAGCAGCGGCAAGGACUUGAGCUCCUGCAAGGUCUUGCGAGAAGAGAGAGGAAAAGAGCAGGAAGAAGACGGCUUUUAUUCAAAGGAAGGCGGAGAAGACAUGCAUGUGACUGUGGAGGCCGAUGACAGCGGCAGUGGAAAUGACAGAGAAGGCAGUCCUGUGGCUGCAAAUGAAGGAGACAACGGCGAUGCCAUAGGAGGUGAUGAUGUGAAGAUAGAGGAAGAGGGUGAUGCUGAGAGUGCCACUGGCUAUUCCUCAAGGCAAGAUGAAGCAUGGAGUGAUAGGAAUGUGCCAGGAGACAACACUGCUCAAGGCAAUGAAGAAGAGUCUGGCAAUGUUGCGGCCAAUACAGAAGGCCUAGAUGAAGCCAGUGAAGGGGAAGACCAGGAUGUGCGGGUGGAGCAAGACAAGGACACUGGAAAGGAAGAAGAAGGAUAUGGAAAUGAAGAAGGAAAAACCAGCGGUACGAAUCUGAAGGCAGGCAACAAUGACGAUGUAAAUGAUGGUGAGGACAUUGUAGAUGGGAAGGAGGAAUACGUGGAUGUGAAGGUGCAGGAAAGCAGGGGUGCCAGUGAACAGAGAAGCAGUGAUUGGACUGGGCAGGAAGAUAGCAAUGACCGUGGGAAUGAAGUCGACCACGGAGGUUUUGCUGCAGCUGAGGAAGAAAAGAAGGCAAUGAUGAAAGUAGAUGACAAUGAUAGAAACGAGGAUGAAGAACAGGGCGGUGUACGUGUGGAGGCAAACAAGAAUGAGGAUAGAAAAGAAGACAAACAAGGUAACGUGGCUGCCAGAGAGAAAGGAGGCAGUGACGGGGGCAAAGAAGAAAAUGGCAAGGGUGAAACAGAAGAAAGAGAAGACACCCGAGAUGCUGGGGAUAAGCGAGGCAUCCUUUUAGUGGAUCACAUCCAGUGGCCUGUGGAGGAACUGGAGAGAGGUUGCUCACUGACAGCUGAGCUGAUGGAGAGCUUCACGCGCGUCUUUGUGGACAGAGUGAGCAAUAGUUUCUACCCAGUGCCUCAAGAAGCCAUUGGGGUGGGCAGUGCCUUUGAGGGCUAGAGUCCCCGUGACUGGGACGGGGUGUACCGCGUGCUGGUCCCCCUGAAUCCCCCGCCAGGGCACGCCUUCCACCUAGAGCCGAACAGUGCAGGGCAGACGGCCGCAAGGACCUUCAGUGUCCGUGUGGAGCUGGUGUGCACGUGCAAGAGGGAGCAGCUGGGCCAGAAGCCGCUGUGCUUCCUGCACCACCCGAAGAAGAAGCUGGGGCGGAAGCGGAAGCGCAGCCUUCUAGAGACACUCUGCACCGGCUCCUACCUGGACGUGGAGAAAACCUCCCACUGGUUCUACCAGCUGGUGAGAUGCUCGUGGCGGCAUGUGCCUGAGUCAGACUCAUGGCACUUGGCGUUUCAGCCCUGCAGCCGUUCCUGCCGAUUCCAGCUGAGCAAAGGCAGGAAGAGGCUGGUGGUGGAGAUGCUCUUUGGGGUGCGCCAAGGGGACUCUGAUAUCUUUGUGGCCAGCCAGCCCACAGAGGCCCAGAAAGGCGGCUCCAGCAUCUUUGUGAGCAGCCAGCCCGCCGAGGCCAACUUCAUGGCAAGCACAGCGUGGCCGGAGACGUACGCUGUGGCGGAGGCCAAAUUCCUCCGGCACAUCGCCGGGCAGGUGCCCUGUGAGAGCUUGCACCUGAAAUGCCUGCAGGUCUUCACCUGCAUCCUGAGGGGCACAGGUUUUUCCAGCUCCGUCUGGAAGACGGUGGUCAUGCACGUGCUGACCACCGUACCGCUGUCCCGGUGGCGCAGGAGGGAAUUUGCGCGGCGGCUGUGGGACGUCAUGGCGUACCUGCGCCGCUGCCUGCAGUCGAAACGCCUGGAGCACUUUGUGCUAGGCAACGAGAGGCUUCCUGCAGAGAUCAGCUUGCCACUGGCAGUGCGAAGGGUUGAGCCGCUCAACCUCUUUGAGCACCUGGCCCGAGAGCCGGCUGCCCACAGAGAGGCGAUGCGAGCUUAUGGUCAGCUGCGGUUUCGCCUCUGGGCGCUGCUCUCCAGCCUCUGA
Hirundo rustica (Barn swallow) is the source of this 2571-nucleotide messenger RNA. RefSeq lists its product as uncharacterized. The transcript has 2 exons. Lineage: Eukaryota; Metazoa; Chordata; Aves; Passeriformes; Hirundinidae. The record is from RefSeq and is a predicted model, not a curated record. Gene Ontology annotation, cellular component: membrane.